AUGGGUAAUUGUAGCAAUUGUAUUCAAGAACAACAUGAACGAUCACAAAAUCGAACAAAUUUAAGAUUAUCAUCACCAGUUUUUCAUCCUGUACAUCCAUAUGAGCCAAGUAUUUUAGCAACUCGUUUAGCAAAUCUUCGUACAUUUUCACGACAUAAUUUAAAUUCUCUUAUUGAUGAAACACUUUUAAUUGUUCGAACAGUUGCUGAUACAGAUCAAGAACCACCACAUGCUAUGUUAAUUUUAUCACGUAUUGCUAAUCAUGAAGAUCGAUGGUUAGAAGUAAUGAUUGCAUUAAUUGAACGUGUACCAAUAAAUGAUCCAUUAGGUGCAACAGUUAUUGCUUUAUUACUUGAUGAAUGUUCAUUACCAUCAAAAGAAUUAUUACAACAAUUAAUAAAACAAAUAUGUUCAAAUAAUCGUUUGAAAAUAAAAAUACUUGAAACAAUUAUUGAUGAACAUAUUAAAAAAAUAACUAAUACACAAAUUAGUAAACAAUUAGAAAAACAUACAAUAAGUUCAUCGAUUCAAACAAAUGUUGGUCGAGUAACAAAUAUUAAUUAUGAUGAAAAUAUUGCUAGUAAUGAAACAACAUCAGUUAUAAAUAAUCAUAUAUGUGAUAGUGUUGAUCAACAACCAUUACAAGAAAAGGUAAAAAAAAUAUCAUCAUUUACCAAUCUUCGUUCUUCAAAACGUCCAACAUCUCCUAACAAGAGAAUGAAGAUAUCUGAUAUAUCUAAUCAACGUGAAUCUCAUUAUAAUUUACAUCAUGAACGUAAUACAUUAGUUGUACUUGGAUGUCUUGCUGAAAAACUUGUUGGUCCAACUAGUGCAUCCAUGUUGGAUACAAUUGCACUUGAAUAUUUAAUUGAUCGAAUUUAUUUGGGUAUAUAUGGUUAUGAUAAAUUAAAAUCUUUCGAUUUCGAUGAUAGAAAUGUUUCAUCAAAAUAUUCAUCUGUAUUAAAAAUAAUUUUAUUUGCAUUAAUAGCUCUUGAAAAAUUUUCUCAUACAUCUGAAUCUAAACAUAUUUUAUUACAAUCAUUAACAAUUUCUAAUAAUGAACAAUCAAAAAUGAAUGUAUUAGAAUAUUAUGAACCAUGGGCGUUAUCAAAUAAUUGUCUUAAACGACAAAUUGGUUUUUAUGCUCAAUGUUUACUUGAUAAUGUAUUUAUACUUGAUUAUCGUCGACCAUCAUAUGAAAAAAUUGAUCAUCGAUAUAUAAAUGUAAUGCUUAAUGAUAAAGAUGUAAGUGAAUAUUUAAAACUUGGUCCUGAUGGUCUUGAAGCUCGUAGUGAUAGUGUAUCAUUUGAAAGUGUUCGAUGUACAUUUAAUGUUAAUUCAGGUGUUUGGUAUUAUGAAGUACUUAUUAUUACUGAUGGUGUUAUGCAAAUUGGUUGGGCAACAAAAAAAUCAAAAUUUAUGAAUCAUGAAGGUUAUGGUAUUGGUGAUGAUCAAUAUUCUAUAGCCUAUGAUGGUUGUAGAAAUUUAAUAUGGUUUGGUGCAAAAUCAAUAAGACAUUCAAAUCCUUCUUGGAAACCAGGAGAUAUUGUUGGAUGUUUAAUUGAUUUCGAUCGUCGUGAAGUAAUUUUCUCUUUAAAUGGUCGUUCACUUGCUCCAUUACGUAAAUUAUUUACAUCUACAUCAGACUCUAUAACUGAUGGUUAUUUUGCUGCAGCAAGUUUUAUGUCUUAUCAACAUUGUCGUUUUAAUUUUGGUUCAAAACCAUUUCGUUAUCCACCAAUAACAGUAAAAAAUUUUAAAACAUUUAAUGAAUAUGGUUAUUUAUCAGAUAAUGAUAAACUUAUAUUACCAAAAUAUAAAAAAUUAGAAUUAUUACGUUCAAUACAAAUUAAUGAACAAGAUUGUUUAUUAUGUGUAGAUUUACAUGCUAAUAUAAUGCUUAAACCAUGUCAACAUACAGGAUUAUGUGAACAAUGUGCAUAUAAAUUAGAUGUAUGUCCAAUAUGUCGAGCGGAUAUUCAUGAACGAUCAAUAAUACAAAAUUGA
This is a messenger RNA of Rotaria sordida, 2007 nucleotides long. The record is from the annotation of a GenBank genome assembly. NCBI's taxonomy places the organism in Eukaryota, Metazoa, Rotifera, Eurotatoria, Philodinida, Philodinidae.